CUCCUCUCCCGCUCCCUCUUCUUUUCUUCACAGAGAAAAGGGAAAGGGAGAGAGAAGGAGAGAAGGGAACGCAAAGGUGAUCUCUUUGUGGAUCUCCCCUCCUUCCAGGGCUAGGGCUUUUUUCCUUCGUUCCCCUUCAUCCUCGAUGGGUGUCUUUCAACCCUGGGGCUUCCGCUUGGAGCUUUCGGAUGAGUACUAGUUGAAACGCGCGUGGAGUCCGGCUAGCGCUCAUCGAGGGAGUGGGAGUUGGAAGGAAGGCGGCUUUUUGAAGGGGGAAUAGGCCGGCGGAGGAGAUGAGUGCCUCCAGGUUUAUCAAGUGCGUCACGGUGGGCGACGGCGCCGUCGGCAAGACCUGCAUGCUCAUAUCGUACACCAGCAACACUUUCCCCACGGAUUAUGUCCCUACGGUGUUUGACAAUUUCAGUGCAAAUGUAGUGGUUGAUGGUAACACGGUUAAUAUAGGUUUGUGGGAUACUGCAGGCCAAGAAGAUUACAACAGACUAAGACCUUUGAGCUAUCGAGGUGCAGAUGUUUUUCUGUUAGCCUUCUCUCUCAUAAGUAAAGCCAGCUAUGAAAAUGUGGCCAAGAAGUGGAUUCCUGAACUGAAUCACUAUGCACCUGGAGUGCCCAUAAUUCUCGUCGGAACAAAACUUGAUCUCCGGGAUGAUAAGCAGUUUUUCAUGGAUCACCCUGGUGCCGUAUCUGUAAGUGCUGCUCAGGGGGAAGAAUUGAGGAAGCUAAUCGGUGCUCCUUCCUACAUCGAGUGCAGUUCAAAGACACAGCAAAAUAUAAAGGCAGUAUUUGAUGCGGCCAUUAAAGUGGUACUCCAACCACCCAAAAAGAAAGGUAGGAAGGCGCAGAAGGGUUGCUCCAUCUUGUGAUUACUAUGCACAUGAAAGAAAGAAUUCUGUGCUAUCAACUCGCAAUUGUAGCAAGUCAUGGACGCAUCAGGUCUCUGUUUCCCUUCCUCCUUUCUCGUCUUGUGAUUUGUAUCGACUUAUCGAGCGUGCACAUCAAUGUUGCAUUGAUCUUCUGAGUCUGUUUUGAGUUGCAGACAUGGUUUUUGUAUCUCAAUUUGAUCACUUGAAAAAGCUUGUUGACGAAGUGCAUUUGGCUGGUAAUUCAUGUUUUGAAACAGUGUGA
Musa acuminata AAA Group (dessert banana) is the source of this 1143-nucleotide messenger RNA. RefSeq names its product rac-like GTP-binding protein 5. The coding region runs from base 294 to 881 and encodes 195 amino acids. The transcript is spliced from 7 exons. NCBI's taxonomy places the organism in Eukaryota, Viridiplantae, Streptophyta, Magnoliopsida, Zingiberales, Musaceae. Gene Ontology annotation, molecular function: GTPase activity; protein kinase binding; GTP binding. Gene Ontology annotation, biological process: small GTPase-mediated signal transduction; establishment or maintenance of cell polarity; regulation of actin cytoskeleton organization. Gene Ontology annotation, cellular component: cell projection; cytoskeleton; cytoplasmic vesicle. The record is from RefSeq and is a predicted model, not a curated record.